GCCAAAGAUGCUGCUGCCUUCGCACGGCUUUUGCAGUUGGUGCGCGGCUGGCCUACCGGCUCGUCUCAGAUUGUUCGUCGCGUCGCCCCGCGCCGUCAUGCACCGCGCUAUGCCGUCGCUCUCAUAGUGAUUGUUUAGUUUGUCGGCCGACCUCCUCGACAGGUGUGUGUGUGCGCGCGCGCGCGCGCGCCUUGCCUCGGGAAGAGAGUAACCCGUCGACGAAUGUCCCCCAGUGACGCGUUAGGGCUGUGAAGGAGAGAUCCGGAAGCGACGAGUCACCAGCGGACGAGUCAGUAGCAGACCAUCGAUGGCGGCCGCGAGUUUCCCGCCGAACUUCUCGAACGUCGGUGUACUGGAGAACUGCGCCGGCAUGGAGGCGACAAACGGCGCGAUCGAGCACGACUUCCACAACACGUUGAUGCCGAUCAACGGUAGCCAUUCGGGCAGCUCCGGCAGGAGUACGCCGAACGGGGGCGACCCGGCACCUGGGAAGCUCUUCGUAGGCGGCCUCUCUUGGCAGACCAGCAGCGAGAAGCUGAAGGAGUACUUCGGCAUGUUCGGCACCGUCACCGACGUCCUAAUCAUGAAGGAUCCAGUUACACAGCGUAGCCGCGGUUUCGGCUUCAUCACGUUCGCCGAGCCCGGCAGCGUCGACAAAGUCCUCAAGUGUCCCAUCCACACCCUGGAUGGCAAGAAGAUCGAUCCGAAGCACGCGACCCCGAAAAACCGCGCGAAACAGGCCAACCGCACCAAGAAGAUCUUCGUAGGCGGUGUCAGCCAGGACACCAGCAGCGACGAGGUGAAGGCAUACUUCAAUCAGUUCGGCAAGGUGGAGGAGACGGUGAUGCUGAUGGAUCAGCAGACGAAGCGGCACCGCGGCUUCGGCUUCGUCACAUUCGAGAACGAGGACGUCGUCGACCGUGUAUGCGAGAUACACUUCCACACGAUCAAGAACAAGAAAGUCGAGUGCAAGAAGGCGCAGCCGAAGGAGGCGGUGCAGCCGUCGGCGCUCGCCCUCGGCAAGAGGGUGGUGCUCGGCGCCCUCGGCGUGCGGCUAGCGCCCCAGCCGCCGUUGCCGGUCGCGGCGGCCUCGCAGAUCGUAGCCGCCCAGGCCCAGGCCCAGGUGCAAGCGGCCGCGGCCGCGGCGGCGGCGGCGCAGGUGCAGAACGCGGUGGCCGGUUACAGCAAGCUCUUCGCCGGCGGUUAUCCGGCGUUGUCAGCGUAUCGAUACGCCCCGUACCCGAUACCGGCGGCGGCGCACAUCCUUGGUUCCUACUUAGAUUAA
Messenger RNA from Dinoponera quadriceps, 1285 nucleotides. It is a transcript of the gene msi, whose product is annotated as RNA-binding protein Musashi homolog Rbp6. The transcript has 5 exons. The coding region runs from base 308 to 1285 and encodes 325 amino acids. The record is from RefSeq and is a predicted model, not a curated record. Gene Ontology annotation, molecular function: RNA binding. Gene Ontology annotation, cellular component: cytoplasm. NCBI's taxonomy places the organism in Eukaryota, Metazoa, Arthropoda, Insecta, Hymenoptera, Formicidae.